Molecule: messenger RNA, 7458 nt
Organism: Rhineura floridana
Lineage: Eukaryota; Metazoa; Chordata; Lepidosauria; Squamata; Rhineuridae
Product: zinc finger protein 721-like
Exons: 10
Coding region: 184-4698 (1504 amino acids)
Biological process (GO): regulation of DNA-templated transcription
Source: RefSeq, a predicted model, not a curated record
GCGGGGUGGGGGGGGGAUGACCCUCCCUGCUUCCCCUUACUAAGAAUCGGAGGGCUUCUCGAUGCAACCCGAUGCAACCCAGUCUCAUGCAAAGCAGAGACCAAACUCCAUGGCUGGUUUUCCUGCAACCUCCAGAUAUGGGGGGAGGAGGGGGCUGCCGUGGCGCAGAGGAAGCAGCCUUGCAUGGGGGGCUCGGUGGGAACAGCGGCUGCACUUUCGGGUGCCCACCAAUUUGGAUGGCUUUCGAAGAGGGUUACCCGCGUUCCUGAAGAGCGAUGCCCUUGUCCAUGCCAUGCACCUGCAGGAAUCUCUGGACCAGGCUGUGAAAUGGCAUCUGAGCAACAUUCAGGACCCUCCCCCCUUCACCCUGGAGAGGGAACAGCCACCCUGAAGCCAGCUCAGGGUCCGGUGACCUUCGAGGAGGUGUCCUUGCAUUUCACUGAGGAGGAAUGGGUCCUGCUGGAUCCAGGCCAGAAAGUUCUUUAUGAGGAGGUCAUGGUGGAGGUUCAUGAGAUGGUAACCUUUCUGGGAGAUGCCUGGGGGAUCACAGCCGAGGGGGACCCAUCAGAUGUGUCACCGGGAAAAGCUGAGGAGCAGGAGAAGGAAUGGAAAUUGGGGAGACAAGAUGGAGCAAAGAGACAAAAGGGGAGACAAACGCAGAAACAAGGGGAUAAAUCCAAAGCUUCUCAGGGUGGUGAAUUUAAAAAUCAAUGGCUUAGUCAGCAUCACCACCUUACUUUGCAUGAAAGAACUCCUACAGGAGACAAACCUUAUCAAUGUUUGGAGUGUGGAAAAAGCUUUAGUCGUCGUGACCACCUUACUUUGCAUGAAAGAACUCAUACAGGCGACAAACCUUAUAAAUGCUUAGAGUGUGGAAAGAGUUUCAGUCAGAGUAGCAAUCUUACUAAACAUCAAAGAACUCAUACAGGGGAUAAACCUCAUGAAUGCUUCAAAUGUGGAAAGAGCUUCAGUCAACAUGGCCACCUGACUUCUCAUCAAAGAACUCACACAGGCGACAAACCUCAUGAAUGCUUGGAGUGUGGAAAGAGGUUCAGUCAGCAUGGCCACCUUACUUCACAUCAAAGAACUCACACGGGGGACAAACCUCAUGAAUGCUUGGAGUGUGGAAAGAGAUUCAGUCAGAGUAGCAACCUUACUUCGCAUCAAAGAACUCAUACACGAGACAAACCUUAUAAAUGUUUGGAGUGUGGAAAGAGCUUCAGUGACAGUAGCACCCUUACUAGACAUCAAAGAACUCAUACAGGGGACAAGCCUUAUAAAUGUUUGGAGUGUGGAAAGAGCUUCAGUGAGAGAGGCACCCUUACAAAACAUCAAAGAACUCAUACAGGGGACAAACCUUAUAAAUGCUUGGAAUGUGGGAAGUGUUUCAGUGGGAGCAGUACCCUUACUAGACAUCAAAGAACGCAUGCCGGGUACAUGCGUUAUACAUGUUUAAAGUGUGGAAAGAGCUUCAGUGAGAGUAGCACCCUUACUAGACAUCAAAGAAUUCACACAGGGGACAAACCUUAUAAAUGCUUGGAGUGUGGAAAGAACUUCAGUCGGCUUUGCCAUGUUACUAGACAUAAAAGAACUCAUUCAUUAGACAAACCUUUUAAAAGCUUGAAGUGUGGGAAGAGCGUUAAGCGCAGUUCCAGUCUUUCUGUGCAUCAAAGGACACAUAUAGGAGAAAAUUUCCUUCGCAAAGAAGUUUAUCCGUACAAGUCAACAGAAAAAGGCCCUGCACACAGAAAUCUAACAGGCUGUGAAAUGGCAUUAGAGCGACUCUCAGGAUCCUCCCGCUUUUACACCGGAGAAGAUGUAGCCCCCAUGCAGCCAGCACAGGGUCCGGUGACCUUCGAGGAGGUGGCCAUAUAUUUCACCGGGGAGGAAUUGGUCCUGCUGGAUCCAGGCCAGAGAGCUCUUUACAAGGAGGUCAUGGUGGAGAUUCAUGAGAUGGUAACUUCUCUAGGAGCUGUCUGGGAGAUCAUAGCUGGGGAGGAAUCAUCAGAAGUGUCACCAGAAAGAGCUGAGGAGCAGAAGGAGGAACAGAAAUUGUGGAGGCAAGAUGGAACAAAGAGACAAGAGGGGAGACAAACGCAGAAACAAGGCGAUGCAUCCAGAGCUUCUCAGGGUGGUGAAUAUAAAAUUCAAUGGGAAACUAAUCACCUAAAGGAAACAAGUAUGUCUCCUGAGUACAGUAAAAUCUUCAGUUGCCAAAAAGCUCUAAAUACACAUCAGGGAAGGCAUACAAUUGAGAAACCAUACAAAUGCUUGGAAUGUGGAAAGAGCUUCAGUUGCCGUGACUCCCUUACUUCACAUCAAAUAACUCAUACCCUGGGCAAACAUACAUGCUUUGAGUGUGGAAAGAGCUUCAGUAAGCAUUUCUACCUUACAAGACAUAAAAGAAUUCAUACAGGGGAGAAACCUUAUAAAUGCUUUGAGUGUGGAAAGAGCUUCAGUCAGCAUGCCAACCUUGCUUCACAUCAAAAAAGUCAUAUAGAGGGCAAAUCGUAUAAAUCCUUGGAGUAUGGAAACAGCUUCAGUCAGAGUAGCAACCUUCUGUUGCAUCAAAGAACUCAUGCAGGAGACAAGCCUUAUAAAUGCUUGGCAUGUGGAAAGAGCUUCAGUCACAGUAGCUCCCUUAGAUUGCAUCAAAGAACUCACACAGGGGACAAACCUUACAAAUGCUUGGAGUGUGGAAAGAGCUUCAGUCGGCAUGACUACCUAACUCUGCAUCAAAGGACACAUACAGGGGACAAACCAUAUAAAUGCUUGGAGUGUGGAAAGAGCUUCAGUCAGAGUAGCAGCCUGACUUUGCAUCAAAGAUCUCAUACAGGGGACAAACCUUAUAAAUGCUUGGAGUGUGGAAAGAGCUUUAGUGACAGUCGCAACCUUCGUACACAUGAAAGAACUCAUACAGGGGACAAACCUUAUAAAUGCUUGGAGUGUGGAAAGAGCUUCAGUCGGCAUGACUACCUUACUUUGCAUCAAAGAACUCAUACAGGGGACAAACCAUAUAAAUGCUUGGAGUGUGGAAAGAGCUUCAGUCGGAGUAGGUCUCUUACUUCGCAUCAAAGAACUCAUACAGGGGACAGACCUUAUAAAUGCUUGGAGUGUGGAAAGAGCUUUAGUGACAGUCGCAACCUUCGUACACAUGAAAGAACUCAUACAGGAGACAAACCUUAUAAAUGCUUGGAGUGUGGAAAGAGCUUCAGUCAGAGUAGCAGCCUGACUUUGCAUCAAAGAUCUCAUACAGGGGACAAACCUUAUAAAUGCUUGGAGUGUGGAAAGAGCUUCAGUGUGAGUUGCAUCCUUACUAAACAUCAAAGAACUCAUACAGGGGACAAACCAUAUAAAUGCUUGGAGUGUGGAAAGAGCUUCAGUCAGAGUCGGUCUCUUACUUCGCAUCAAAGAACUCACACAGGGGACAAACCUUAUAAAUGCUUGGAGUGUGGAAAGAGCUUUAGUGACAGUCGCAACCUUCGUACACAUGAAAGAACUCAUACAGGAGACAAACCUUAUAAAUGCUUGGAGUGUGGAAAGAGCUUUAGUGACAGUCGCAACCUUCAUACACAUGAAAGAACUCAUACAGGGGACAAACCUUAUAAAUGCUUGGAGUGUGGAAAGAGCUUCAGUGUGAGUUGCACCCUUACAAAACAUCAAAGAACUCAUACAGGGGACAAACCUUAUAAAUGCUUGGAGUGUAGAAAGAGCUUCAGUCGGCAUGACUACCUUACUUUGCAUCAAAGAACUCAUACAGGGGACAAACCAUAUAAAUGCUUGGAGUGUGGAAAGAGCUUCAGUCAGAGUAGGUCUCUUACUUCGCAUCAAAGAACUCAUACAGGGGACAAACCUUAUAAAUGCUUGGAGUGUGGAAAGAGCUUUAGUGACAGUCGCAACCUUCGUACACAUGAAAGAACUCAUACAGGGGACAAACCUUAUAAAUGCUUGGAGUGUGGAAAGAGCUUUAGUGACAGUCGCAACCUUUGUACACAUGAAAGAACUCAUACAGGGGACAAACCUUAUAAAUGCUUGGAGUGUGGAAAGAGCUUCAGUCGGCAUGACUACCUUACUUUGCAUCAAAGAACUCAUACAGGGGACAAACCAUAUAAAUGCUUGGAGUGUGGAAAGAGCUUCAGUCAGAGUAGGUCUCUUACUUCGCAUCAAAGAACUCAUACAGGGGACAAACCUUAUAAAUGCUUGGAGUGUGGAAAGAGCUUUAGUGACAGUCGCAACCUUCGUAUACAUGAAAGAACUCAUACAGGGGACAAACCUUAUAAAUGCUUGGAGUGUGGAAAGAGCUUUAGUGACAGUCGCAACCUUCGUACACAUGAAAGAACUCAUACAGGGGACAAACCUUAUAAAUGCUUGGAGUGUGGAAAGAGCUUUAGUGACAGUCGCAACCUUCGUACACAUGAAAGAACUCAUACAGGGGACAAACCUUAUAAAUGCUUGGAGUGUGGAAAGAGCUUCAGUGUGAGUUGCACCCUUACUAAACAUCAAAGAACUCAUACAGGGGACAAACCUUAUAAAUGCUUGGAAUGUGGAAAGAACUUCAGUCGGCAUGAGUACCUUACUUUGCAUCAAAGAACUCAUACAGGGGACCGACCUUAUAAAUGCUUGGAGUGUGGAAAGAGCUUUAAGCACAGUUCCAGUCUAUCUGUGCAUCAAAGGAUGCAUAGAGCGGAGAAGCCUUAGAAAUGUCUAAAAUGUGGAAAGAACUGCAUUCACAAUACAACUCUUACUUGGCAUCACAGAACUCCUAUCGGAGACAAGACAUUUAUGUUUACAGUUUAAAUAGCUUGUGUUGGAGUAGUUCUGUUACUUUACAUCAAACAAUUCACAGGAGGAAACAGCUUUAUUCAGCUUGCCAUUCUUCAUUUACAUUAAAGGAGUAAGCAUAAAAUGCUGAGAUGGUGGAAAGAAAGACCUUCUGUCGUAGACACUACUUUAGAUACCCAUCAAAACCUCAGUAUGGGAGAGGUAUAAUAGUUACAUUCAAACUUGUGGGAAACGUUUGCCAUUCACUUCUCUGUACACCUCUGCUACAUAAUAGGUGCAUGUAGCACAUACCAGUGGAAGGAAUUGUUAGAAAUGUUAGAACUGUUAGGAAACCUUCAGUGAAGAUUGUUACUGAGCUCAGUUUUGGGGGCAAACCUGUGAGCAUGGUGAAGGUGAAGUGGAGUGAAGAAAUGUUUUUUCUUUCUGGAAUGCGAGAAGCAGAAAUGCUGAGAAAGCAUUAGCCAAAAGAAUUGUGAAGAUGGAAGAUUUGUUACUCCAUUCACUUAACAGUGCUGAGUAACUUUUGUGAGUCUCCUUGUAGCCUGAUAUGGCUUAGGAUCAUAUCAUCCCCUAAACGGAUGGAAAACUGUUUCUGCAGGUGUUUGUCCAUGGCCUGUCAUUUACCAAUUCAGAACUGGAUCUUCAAUAAGAAAAACAGGCGUGAGAAAAGGCGAAAUUGGAAUGCAGAAAAGUUGGGGUUUCUGUUGGGGGGGGAAAGCUACACUGAGUGCAAGAACACUACAUUUAUUUAUAGCAUUUGUACCCUGCUGUUCAGCCAAAAAUGCUCCCAGAGAAGUUUACGUACAAUCAAUUAAAGUUAGACAGUCCCUGUCCGCAGGAUUGCAUUCUAAAAAAAAAAAAUGACACAUAAAGAAAAAUGGACAGGGAAGGAAGAGGGAAAAAGCAAACUCAGGCACCAAUUCUUAAAUAGUACGUCUUGUGAUGUUCUCUACUUUCACACAAAAAAGUUCUUACUACUCUUUUCCUUAAUUACAACAACAACAAAUUUUAUUUGCGGUCAUAGACCCGACAGAGCAGCAGCAGACAUAAAACAGGUAAAACAUACAAUAAGUAAAACAAUAGUUAAAACCUUAAAAGUCUAAAAGACCGGGAUAUGGUGCAGUAGAGGAGGAGGAGUUUGAGCACCUAAUCUGGACAAAGUUAAGGAACUUGGCAACAGAUUCGGUCAUGAACUUAUCAGAAUCAGACAGCAGCAAUUGCACAUACCAGUCCAAAGACCUGCUGGGGAAACGAUUAAUUAUAGGAUAAAUUAAUCUAUCACGUUCAGAACAAUAGAAUUUACAAACAAAAAAUACAUGGGCCAAAGAUUCAACUUCAUUAAGGGGGCAUGGGCAUAGACGAUUUGCUAAGGGGAUUCCUUGAAAACGGCCCUCUAAAAUUUUUGGCGGAAAACAGUUAAAUCUUGCUCUAGUGAAUAGUAAAUGGAAUUUCGGAGUUGUCAGAUUUGUCAGGUAAGCCGCAUGAGCAGGAAAUGAAAAUUUCAAACUAAGGGACAAAGGAGAGCAAGCAGAGUUUGCUUUGGAGUUGGAGUAUUGUAGAUCCAUGUCUUUAAUGCAUUGCUCAAUAGUCAGUUUAGCUGAUCCAGUCCCAAAGAGGCCAGGAGAUCUAGAGAGAGGCCAAUGAGUUUUAAUUUUUCCUGGAAAGUCUUGGAUCAAGAACUCGUAAACGAGUCUUUCCAGAUUAAAUGCAAAUAUCCCAUAGAUGGGUCGGCAAAGGCCACUUUAAUCCAAAACCUAAAGGCCAAUAGCCAGGCCGUGCAUUCAAUAGAAGGAAGGCCUGCCUCCAGACGAAGGCCAGUGGCUGAGGCACAUCUGGGCAUACCAAAAAUAGUUCUUAAAAAGCAGGAUAAAACCGAUUCGACCUUGGCGUUAAAACCUGUAACCCAAAUUGGAGCACCAUAGCGAAGUUGGGUGAGAAUCUUGGCCUGAAAAACCUGGAUUGCCGGAGGGAUAAGCCGCCCUCCCUUUGUAAAGAAAAAGCGUAGUAUGGCCUUAGAAGUGUUUAACGCAGAUAAUACUGCAGAGCGGAUAUGGGCAGACCAAGAGAGAGAUGAAUGAAAUAAUACCCCCAAAUAUUUGAAUUGUCUAACUUGCUCUAAGGGGUGGCCCAUAACCCUCCAAGGAUGAAUUGACGUGCGUCGGGAAAAAACCAUUAUCUUAGAUUUAGUAAAAUUGAUAGUCAAAAGAUUUUCCUUGCAAUAGAUCAUAAAUACGCAUAUGAGGCGUCUCAGGCCUAUGUUGGAUACGGACAUUAAGACAGCAUCAUCGGCGUAUAAGAGGAGGGGGCAUGUAGUGCCGGCUAACUUAGGGGAAUGGAGAUUUUUUGACUUACAACAUUCACUUAAAUCAUUUAAAAAUAGAUUAAAUAGAGUCGGAGCUAAAAUACAUCCUUGUCGGACCCCGCUAAAAGCCGGAAUAGGUUUUGUCAGGGUACCAUCGGGGCCACAUCGGACCCUAAGCAGUGUGGUUUGAUAUAAACGGGUAAUGAGGAAAAGCAGCCGUUUAUCAAUUGAUGUUUGAUAUAGCUUGGACCAGAGUUUACUGCGUGAGACUGAGUCAAAAGCGCCUUAAGAUCUAUGAAAGCAGCCGAUAAGCCGUUGCCAUGGGGGCCAGAAUAUUUCUCGGCCAGGUGAUGUAGUAUAAGGCAGUGAUGAAU